AUGAGCUUGGUGGUGCACGCCCUGGUCUGCCUGCUGGGCACCGGCUCUUGGGUGGCCAUCAACGGCAUGUGGGUGGAGCUGCCCCUCAUCGUGCCCAGCGCCCCAGAGGGCUGGUUCCUGCCAUCCUGCCUGACCGUCAUCACCCAGCUGGCCAACGUGGGGCCCCUGGCCGUCACCCUGGCGCACCGAUUCCUCCCGGGGCGGCUCAGCGAAGUGGGCGUCAUCUACGCCAUCCUCUCCCUCGGCUCCCUGGCCUGCCUGCUGCUGGCCUUCUUCUGGGGGGAGACCAGCGUGGUGGGCGGCUCCCCCCGGAGCGUGGCCCUGCUCAGCCUCUUCUUCCUCCUGGCCCUGGUGGACUGCACCUCCUCCGUCACCUUCCUGCCCUACAUGCAGAGGCUGCGGGCGCCCUACCUCAGCACCUACUUCGUGGGCGAGGGGCUGAGCGGCCUCCUGCCAGGGCUGGUGGCACUGGGCCAGGGGGUGGGCACGCUCCGCUGCGUCAACGGGAGCCAGCAGGGCAACGGCACGGGCCUUCGGGCAGAGUACCAGCCGGCCCGCUUCUCCGCCACCGCCUUCUUCCUCUUCCUCUGUGCCAUGACGGCCUCUUGCCUGGCUUCCUUCCUCCUCCUCAACCACCUGCCAGCCGCCAGGCGGGAGCAGGCCAAGGAAAAGUACCGGGUGCGAGUCCAGAUGGAGGUGGCGGGCGGCGGGCGGGCCACGGUGGAGGAGCGGCCCAGGCUCAGCGACCCCGCGGGCAGCCUCUUCGGAUCCGGAACCUACUCCUGGCCCCAGGUAGCCUACAUCUUUGGGCUGCUGGGCUGGGUGAACGCCCUGACCAACGGCGUCCUCCCUGCGGUGCAGUCCUACUCCUGCCUGCCCUAUGGAAACACCACGUACCACCUCUCUGCCACGCUGGCUGCCUUGGCCAACCCCCUCGCCUGCCUCCUGGGGAUGUACCUACCCAGCAGGUGAGUGGGCUGCUGGGAAGGGGGCAGAAGGCACACACAGGUCAGUUCACAAUAUGGGGUCAGUUCACAAUAUGUGCAGAUGGUCUGGCUGAGUCAGGGCUUGCGCUGUCAAUGGAGGGGCGUAGGGCAGACCUCUGGGAUUUCCUAGAAUUGGAAGGGACCCUAGGAGUCCUCUACCUGUAGUCCAACCCCCUUCAGUGCAGAAAUUGCAGCCAUAGAAUCCCUAAUCCAGAAGCCAUCCAAUUUCUCCAACAAAGGAGAACUCCGCGACCUUCUGAGGGAGUCCAUUCCACUGUAUAAUAAUAAUAAUAAUAAUAAUAAUUAUUAUUAUUAUUAUUAUUAUUAUUAUUUAUUUAUACCCCGCCCAUCUGGCUGGGUUUCCCUAGCCAUUCUGGGCAGCUUCCAACACAAUAUUAAAAUACAGUAAUGCCUCAAACAUUAGAAGCUUCCCUGAACAGGGCUGCCUUCAGAUGUCUUCUAAAAGUCUAGUUUUUUUCCUUGACUUCUGUUUCUUUCCUUGACUUCUGAUGGGAGGGCAUUCCACAGGGAGGGUGCCACCACCGAGAAGGCCCUCUGCCUGGUUCCCUGUAACUUCCCUUCUCGCAAUGAGGGAACCGCCAGAAGGCCCUCGGCGCUGGACCUCAGUGUCCGGGCAGAAUGAUGGGGGUGGAGACGCUCCUUCAGGUCUACAGAGCUGAGGCCGUUUAGGGCUUUCAAGGUCAGCACCAACAUUUUGAAUUGUGCUCGGAAACGUAUUGGGUUUCUUAUGGUCAGAAAGUUCUUCCUGACAUUUAGUCAGAAUCUCCUCCCUUGCAAUUUGACUAUGUUGGUUCGGGUCCUCUCCUCUGGAGCAGCAGAAAACAAGCUGGCCCCAUCUGCUGAGUGGCAGCCCUAUAGAAGUUUGAAGGUGGCUCUCAGGUCACCUCUCUCGCCCUUCCGUCUUCUCUUCAUGCCCUUUGCAUGCCCCCUUGGGGUCUGUGGGGACGGAAGACGUUAUUCAACAAGAAAUGUAACCAAUAACGAAGCUGGCCCAUCAAGGGUGGCUGGCAUUAAGGCAGCGUGCCCAGGUUGGCUCCAGCACCAAAUCCCUCAACCAUCCCGCUUUGAGCAGGACAGCCUGGAAAUACAGAAGCCAUCCCAGGUCCCGAAUGGACCUCAGGGUGUCCUAUUUUUUGUGUCCUAUUUUUUGUCCUAUUUUUUGGUCCCAUGUUCUCGUGGGAGCCGGCUGCAAGAGCAUGAGACCAAAAACCGAUCACCUCUGUUUUGAUCAGAGGGGGGUUGGAGGAAAUGCAGCUGCCCAGCAGAGGUGCCGCUGAACCUGGAGAGGGCAGGAUGCCCUGGUGUUAAGCCUGGCGGCCUCCACCAGACCAGGGGUGUUGGGAGGGUCCUGAGCUGGGAUCCUGAGCCAUUUCUCUCCCCCUCCCCGACUUCUCCCCCCCACCCUAGAUCCUUGAUGCUCAUGGGAGUCUUGUCCCUUGCGGGAUCCCUGUUUGCUUGCUACAUCAUGGCCAUGGCGGUGCUCAGCCCUUGCCCUCUCCUGCUGCAUGGAUCCCAUGGAGUCGUCCUCAUUGUAAGUAUGAGUGGGGGGGGGCAGGAUAAGGCCCUUGCACCCUUGCACCCUUCCUCCCACUUCAGCUUCCUCAGGCACCCGGAGGCAAUGCCUUCCACUACCGUCUCCCAAAUCGGAUGCCAAGCUGCCUCACUGUGGAAUACACACACACACACACACACCGGAAGUCAGGCCUGCUCCACCAGUCCAGCAUCAGCAAGCAAGCAAGUAUAGGAGGGGCCAGGAAAGUGGGCAGGGGGAGAGAAACCCCCACCUCUCAUUUAUUAUGGGACAUCUAAACAGAUGUAAGGGGGCGCGGGUGGCGCUGUGGUCUAAACCACAGAGCCUAGGACCUGCCAAUCAGAAGGUUGGCAGUUCGAAUCCCCACGACGGGAUGAGCUCCCGCUGCUCGGUCCCAGCUCCUGCCAACCUAGCAGUUCGAAAGCACGUCAAAGUGCAAGUAGAUAAAUAGGUACCGCUCUGGCGGGAAGGUAAACGGCGUUUCCGUGCGCUGCUCUGGUUCACCAGAAGUGGCUUAGUCAUGCUGGCCACAUGACCCGGAAGCUGUGCGCCGCCUCCCUCGGCCAGUAAAGCGAGAUGAACGCCGCAACCCCAGAGUCGGCCACGACUGGACCUAAUGGUCAGGGGUCCCUUUACCUUUUUAUCCUUCUUUUUUAUUACUUUCAGGACAGCAAUAAGAAAUAUAAAACCAACAUACAGUGGUACCUUGGUUCUCAAAAUUAAUCCGUUCCAGAAGUCCAUUCCAAAACCAAAGCAUUCCAAACCCAAAGCGCACUUUCCCAUAGAAAGUAAUGCAAAAUGGAUUAAUUCGUUCCAGGCUGUUAAAAACAACCCCUAAAACAGCAAUUGAACAUGAAUUUUAUUAUCUAACGAGACCAUUGAUCCAUAAAAUGAAAGCAAUAAGCAAUGUACUGCAGUCACACAAUCAAUCAAUCAGUAGCUGAACUGGGUUCCACACAGUCACAAGAACAAAAAAAACAGAGCCACAAAAACACAAAAUAACGAGCUAAAACAGACAGACCUCAGCGUAAUACUCAAAAUGGAAGAGUAACACUCAAAUCAGAAGCGUAACACUCAAAAUGGAGCAUGUUCGGCUUCUGAAAAACAGUUCAUGAACCAGAGCACUUAUUUCCGGGUUUGCAGUGUUUGGGUUCCAAGUUGUUUGAGUACCAAGGUACCACUGUAUUAAGGAAAAUAUUUUAGCCAGCUGAACCGGCAGAAGGCUUAGGUUGGCAGACAUAUCUAAUGGGCUCCCAUUUAACUCAGUAUUGCCUGCCUGAACUGACAGCAGUGGAUCUCUGGGGUCUCCGUGAGGGAGCCCUUGUUUAGAAAGGAAGCAGCAGGAUCAGUGGUGAUCCAGGUGAGGCUUUAAGAGGCCAGGAGGGCGAAGAGGUCCUUGCCUGAGAGUCCAGGGUGUCACAACCAAAAAGGCCCUCCCUCCAGGCACUACCAGGCACAUGACCUCAUUGGGUGAGGGGCACUCAGGGAAAGACCCCUGGCAGCUGCUUUGGAGGCGGGCAGCUUCAUGUGAGAAAAGGCAGCGCUUGAUAUCAUGGCCUCCGAACAGAGUCUAGUAUCCUCUUCUCCCCAGUGUGGACUGCAGAGCCCCUACGGAUCAAUCAUGCACAAGAUCUAACAUCUGAAGGUGGCCGAAUGUCAGGGUGCUUCAAUGAACCUGCAUUUUGUGGCCUUGAGACCCUGUGCCUUCACCCACUGCUCAUCGAUAGGGCACCCAGAGGCCCUUGGCCACCCCCUGCUGACGCUUGGCUUCCUUUGCAGAUCCUGUGCUGGGUGCUCUUCGUCGGCCUUCUCUCCUACGUCAAGCUGAUGAUCGGGGUGGUCUUGCGGGAUGAGGGGCACAGCGCCCUGGUCUGGUGCGGGGCGAUGGUGCAGCUGGGCUCCAUGGUGGGCGCCCUCCUCAUGUUCCCCUUGGUCAACGUCUACAACCUCUUCCACUCCGGAGACCCUUGCAACACCAGCUGCCCUGACUAG
This is a messenger RNA of Podarcis lilfordi (Lilford's wall lizard), 4530 nucleotides long. NCBI's taxonomy places the organism in Eukaryota, Metazoa, Chordata, Lepidosauria, Squamata, Lacertidae. The record is from the annotation of a GenBank genome assembly.